AUGCAGGAUUUGUCAGUAAACAGGAUACGAUUGAUACAGAAAGGCCUUCAAACUGACGAAAUUUAUGAUUUCUUUGACGAUCUGGCUAAUUACAAUGGUUCUUCGAAUGUGAAAGGAGCUCUUGGGUAAGAUUAACUUAUUGUUUUUUGUUGUUUAGAUUGAAUAAGGUAAUAUAGCAUAUUGUUAUUUGUUUUGAAAGAAAUGGUGUUAUCUUUUCGGUAGAAAGUUGGAUUUUAGUGAGACAACCUUAUGUAAAAGAAUGGAUAAUAUUCAAACUGUUCAGUCCGUCGCUAAUCUUUAUUCUUUUAGAGGUUUUGUGAAGAACAACUUAAAGCCAUUUCUAAAGCAGCGUUUGUGCGAAAUAGACAAGCUAGGACGUCAUGAACUUGGCGAUUCUUUGCCUGAUCUUAUACUUGGUUUAGUUUAUUUGAUUGAAGAGGUAAGAACUGUUAGAUUUUUAUCAUCUUUGAGAAAUUUAGGUAUUAGAACGGGUACAAAUCAAAGGAUUUGAUGUUAUGACCAAUGUAUUUAUGAAUAAUUUGUUUACAAAGUCGUUUUUGGAGCAGUUAGAGCCAUUAUUGGUACGGGUUUUAAAAUAUCACUUCUUUAUGCUCAGCAAGAUUCGAUGCGAUAGUUCGAGCGUGGUGAAGAUAUGUGUGAAAUCUCCAGAUUCUCCUUCAGUUGAUAUUCUUGAUAUUACUGCGAAAAUUCAAGCUUCUUUUGAUGAAUUGUAAGUUUGGCAAGGGUAAUAUAAUUUUUCCAUCUGUGUUUGAUCAUUUUAUUUAUGUAAUGGCUUAUUUCAUGAGACUAAACAAAUUUUAAUUUUAGAUCAACUAUUCGCCAGCUUACAGAAUAUUGUAGAUCUUGUUUAGUGCUGUCUGCUCAAAGUAUUGUAACCAGGUUAACAGAAGAUUUUUGUGCUCAACGUAAACAUCAAGUAAAAAUGACAAGUUUUAGAGCUGUAAGUGAAUGUCUUUACGAUUUUUUACUGUUUAGAUGAUACAUAUCGUGGAACGAUGGCUACAAAGAUGGGCUUGUUAUAACAUUGAAUGGGAUACAACCUUUAACGAAUAUGUGGAUAAGGUGCUGAUCUAUCGACUCUGUUCUGAUGUAAGUAGGAUCUUUUUGAUGUUGUAUAUCUUGAAAAUGGUAUUCAAUAGUAGUAUUUGAUAUUUUACGAUUAUUUUUUGUAGGUAUUUGAUAUCUUUGUGGCCGAUUACCCCAGGACAGCGAUGUUAAUCAAGGAUUUGAAGGUACUGAUGAGCUCAAGAGAUUGGUUUGGCCGGGAACUGUUGUUGCAGAACUUGAGUGAAAGUAUAUGUACAAGAUUGCUUCAUGUGGGUCAGUUUUAAUUUUUUGUAUAGAUAAUACUUUAGAUUUUUACUCUAUCUUCAUAUAUAUCAGUAUAUUUUUCAAAUCUUUUAUCUGUAACAAGAUCUUUUUAGGCGUUCAUACCCGUGACAUUCUCAAAGCCUACGCAUGUGCGGUAGAGUCAUUGAUUGCUUUUGAUGAGAGCUUUGUAUUGGUUCACAAAGUAUGUGACAUGAUUAAGAGAUACGUGAAAACAAGGCCGGAUACAGUACGAACGAUUAUUCAUUUUAUCACGGCCGAAAAGCCAGGUUCAAACGCAAGUAAUGUAGCUCAGUUAGUCGACAAAGAUCAUCUGACCAACGUUAACGAUGAGUACGUUAUCAUGAUGGAAGAGUCGUUGAAACAAACAUGGGACGAAUGGAAACCGGAUCCUUAUGAUGCGAAUCCUAGUAGGUUAUUGUUUGUCUUGGUACACAUACUAUAGCUUACAUGGACUGAUUUUCAUAGCAUAACUUUCCUAUAGGUCUUAUAUGAACUAUAUAACGUUAAGCAUGCUGUUAUUACCAUAAUUUUUAAAUUUCAGCUGAAAGUCGUUUGUUUCGUGAAUCCGCUGACGUCUUCAACAUGUUGGUAUCAAUUUAUGGAAGCAGAGACUUGUUCGUCAAAGAAUAUCAGCAGUUAUUGGCCAAUAGCUUGAUAGCCAAAGGAUGGGGUGAACAUAAAGAAGCCGAGCAGAAAUACCUGGAAACAAUGAAGAAACGCUUCACAGAUGGAGAACUAUGUCAUUGUGAGGUUAUGCUAAAAGAUAUUGGGGACUCAGAGAGGUUAUUCAAGUUUGCGGUCUCUGAAGGAUUGGUAAGUCGUUUAUAUUUUGGUUUUUAGGUAGUUUUUGGCAUUUUAUUGGAUUGUUCUUGAAAUAUUUGGUCAAAUUUUUAGGGUUUUGAUAGUUUUUUAGAGGUUAUGAACGUCUUUUUUAGUUGCUAUAAGAUUUCUGUACUAAUACUGACGUUUUCAGAGGAUACCAUUCUUCCCAAGAGUAAUAUCGUCUGUAUUCUGGCCAGAAACUAAGAAAGAUUCUAAAUUUACUGUAAGUUUUAUUUGUUUUUGGCUCAUUUUCAUGUUUUUUUGUAAUAUUUUGUUAAAGUAAUGUUUAAUUUUAGGUGGUAGAACCUUUUAAAACGAUAAUGGAUAACUACAAAACAAGCUUUGAAAAGAAAAGAGAUAAACGCACAGUAAACUGGUUCAAAGACUACGGUAGUUUAGUAAAAAUGGAUGUUAAAAUAGGCGAAUGCACAUUGGCAGUAGAAGCUCCGUUGAGUUUCACACAAGUCUUGGUGGCUUUCUUGGAAAGAGGUAAUGAAAAUAGGGGUUGUGGUUAAUUUAUAUGUUUUGGGAUGAUAUUAAAGUUUCUAUAUACUGUAUUUUUUGAUGCAUUUGCACAAUUUUGUCAAAAUGAAGUUAUACGACUUAGUCAGACACCCUAUAACAAUAUAUCAUUGUAGACAAGAUAAAUAUAGAAGAGCUGGCCGAACGAUUCGAGAUGGACAAGAAUUCAGUUCUCAAAAGACUAGAGUUCUGGAAAGAAAAAGGUGUAUUAACAACGAAUCGUGAAGAUACGACGAUAUGGCAGAUUAGUGAAAACCUAUCACAAAUGGAACGAGCUGUUAAACAAGCAAAGACCAAGGUAACCAUAGACGAACAUAUGGAAUCGGAUGAAGAUGAAGAAGAGGAAGUACCCAUAGAAGAACAAGUCGAUGCAUUAGAACAGUACUGGAUGUACACUAAAAACUUGGUAAGAAAAUAUUGUUUUAGGUAACAUGGUAUUUCAUAGCUUUUUUUUUCUUAAAAGGAGCUAUUUUCUUCUGUUAUGUACUUCUUUGUCUUCUUGGUUUUACAAAGGAUGAUGCAUUUCAACGUAUUUUACAAUUUUCAUGUUAUAAAUAUAUUGUUAUAGCUUCUCUACCACAGCUCGAAAGACCCUCUAACUCCGGCGAAACUGGUGGCUAUGUACAAGAUGAUCGUAUCACCCGAACCUCCACCAUCUCUAGAAGCUGUCAUGAUGUUCAUGCAACGAAAGAUCAGAUUAAGUUUGGUCGUGUAUGAAAACGGACAGUACAAACCGGACAAAGAUCUCAAGACCGUGUUUUAA
Messenger RNA from Bursaphelenchus okinawaensis, 3460 nucleotides. NCBI's taxonomy places the organism in Eukaryota, Metazoa, Nematoda, Chromadorea, Rhabditida, Aphelenchoididae. The record is from the annotation of a GenBank genome assembly.